GGUCGAUUCUUCCUCAGAGAGAACUGCCAAUGUUCCAAAUGUAUUCAUCCGGAUACGAAGCAGAGAACAGCCGACACAUUCGCGAUACCGCAAGAUGUCAAGGUAGAAUCAGUCAAGCGAGAACAGCAUCUCGAGGUUUCAUGGUCUGAUGGUCACCUUGGACACUAUCCAUAUAGUUGGCUACAUGCCCACGCACAGUGGGAAUUUGGGAUCCAGCUUGAUGCAGUUCCAGAGAAGCCGGAACCCCCGCUUGAUGCACCAGGCCCCCGGGCCUUUCGUGAAAUUAUGACAUCCGACAUGAGCCCUAGAGUAUCGUAUGAUGCCGUCAUGUCAGAUGAUCAUUGGGUCUCCAACUGGUUGCAACUAAUUUACAAUCGAGGUUUCUGUUUUGUAGAUGGUGUCCCCGUCACCCCAGAGGCGACUCAGGCUCUUAUUGAACGCAUUUCUUUCAUCAGACAUACCCACUAUGGUGGAUUCUGGGAUUUCACAGCAGACUUGACUUUCAAAGAUACUGCAUACACCAACGAAUCCUUGGGUGCUCACACCGACAACACUUACUUCACAGAUCCCGCCAGACUUCAGCUAUUCCACCUACUCUCCCACACAGACGGUUCAGGAGGCGAGAAUACGCUAGUAGAUGGAUUCGCAGCUGCCGCUCAACUGCGCGCAGAAAACCCUGCCCACUACGACCAAUUGGUCAAACACAGACACCCGUGGCACGCAAGCGGCAAUGAAGACUCCUGUAUCCAGCCAUCCGCCCAAGCACCAGUCUUCGCCAUACACCCAGAUUUCGGCAAAAUGUACCAGAUCCGCUGGAAUAACUAUGACCGCGCGCCCAAAACCAAUUGGACUGCACAGGAACAGGAGUCGUGGUAUAGCGCCGCGCGGCAUUACAAUAAAAUCUUGCAGAGCAAGGAAAUCAAGCAGACGCUUCAGCCGGGGUCGGCUUUGAUCUUCGAUAACUGGAGAAUGUUGCAUGGCCGCACGGAAUUCACUGGGAAGAGGCGGAUGUGUGGUGGCUACGUCAACAAUGAUGAUUUUGUCUCUCGGCUUCGUAUACUCAAAUGGGGUCGCAAGAGAGUACUGAAGAAUCUUGGCAACAUGCGACUGAACUCUGAUAGCCCAUAUUCCAUCAUCUGA
Molecule: messenger RNA, 1140 nt
Organism: Penicillium soppii
Lineage: Eukaryota; Fungi; Ascomycota; Eurotiomycetes; Eurotiales; Aspergillaceae
Product: putative trimethyllysine dioxygenase TmlH
Exons: 9
Biological process (GO): carnitine biosynthetic process
Cellular component (GO): mitochondrion
Molecular function (GO): iron ion binding; trimethyllysine dioxygenase activity
Source: RefSeq, a predicted model, not a curated record